Messenger RNA from Chiloscyllium plagiosum (whitespotted bambooshark), 11381 nucleotides. It is a transcript of the gene prkci, whose product is annotated as protein kinase C, iota. Gene Ontology annotation, biological process: protein phosphorylation. The record is from RefSeq and is a predicted model, not a curated record. Lineage: Eukaryota; Metazoa; Chordata; Chondrichthyes; Orectolobiformes; Hemiscylliidae. Gene Ontology annotation, molecular function: ATP binding; diacylglycerol-dependent serine/threonine kinase activity; protein binding.
GCUGCGCACGCAGCGGUUGUCUGUUGGUCGGGCCGGGUGAGCUCGAGCGAGCGACUGAAGCGGCGCGAGGAAGGUUUGAGGUGAACGGCCGGACAGCCAUAUGAGAGCGGCUACUCUGCGGAGCUCCGAUAGGGAGAUGCCUACAAAUAGGGACAGUAUGAUGUCCUACACGGCGGAGAAUCACCAUCAGGUCCGGAUGAAAGCCUAUUACAAAGGGGACAUCAUGAUAACGCACUUUGAUCCCUCCAUCACAUAUGAAAAUCUUUGCACUGAAGUCCGUGAUAUGUGCAGCUUUGACAAUGAGCAACUCUUCACGAUGAAGUGGAUUGAUGAAGAAGGUGACCCUUGCACUGUCUCAUCUCAGCUGGAGCUCGAGGAGGCAUUUCGGUUAUAUGAGCUGAAUAAGGAUUCUGAGUUGAUCAUUCAUGUGUUUCCCUGUGUACCAGAAAGACCAGGAAUGCCCUGUCCUGGGGAAGAUAAAUCCAUCUACAGAAGAGGUGCGCGGCGUUGGAGAAAGUUGUACUGUGUAAAUGGACAUACUUUCCAAGCAAAAAGAUUCAAUAGGCGAGCACAUUGUGCAUUUUGUACUGAUCGGAUCUGGGGCCUCGGCCGUCAAGGCUAUAAGUGCAUCAACUGUAAGCUUCUCGUCCAUAAGAAAUGUCACAAAUUGGUUACAAUUGAGUGUGGACGUCAUGCUAUCAGCACACAUACUUCUCAUUAUCCUUGGGGAAGUGGUGAUCAGGAGCAUAUGAUUCCAGGUGCUGACAAUGCAGAAAGUAUUGCCCCAGUUAUUCCGUACAAAUCUUCCAGCCAAGAAAACCUGGAUCAUGUUGGUGAGGAAAAAGAGGCCAUGAGCAGCAGGGAAAGUGGAAAAGUUCCCACCAGUUUAGGUGUUCCAGAUUUCGAUCUAAUCCGUGUCAUUGGAAGAGGUAGCUAUGCUAAAGUCCUCCUCGUUCGACUGAAAAAGACAGAGCGCAUUUAUGCAAUGAAAGUUGUGAAGAAGGAACUGGUUAAUGAUGAUGAGGAUAUCGAUUGGGUACAGACAGAAAAGCAUGUGUUUGAACAGGCAUCAAAUCAUCCUUUCCUUGUAGGAUUGCACUCCUGCUUCCAGACCGAGAGCAGGCUAUUUUUCGUCAUAGAAUAUGUGAAUGGUGGAGAUUUGAUGUUUCAUAUGCAGAGACAACGUAAGCUUCCAGAAGAGCAUGCCAGAUUUUAUUCUUCAGAGAUCAGUCUGGCCUUAAACUAUCUUCAUGAACAUGGGAUCAUUUACCGAGAUUUGAAACUGGAUAAUGUCUUGCUGGACUCUGAAGGACAUAUUAAACUAACAGACUAUGGAAUGUGUAAGGAAGGCCUGAGGCCUGGAGACACAACCAGCACAUUCUGUGGUACUCCCAAUUACAUUGCUCCAGAAAUUCUCAGAGGAGAGGAUUAUGGUUUCAGCGUGGAUUGGUGGGCACUGGGAGUACUGAUGUUCGAGAUGAUGGCAGGCCGAUCACCUUUUGACAUAGUGGGAAGCUCAGAUAAUCCAGAUCAGAAUACGGAGGAUUAUCUCUUCCAAGUCAUUUUGGAAAAGCAAAUCCGUAUUCCACGCUCCCUCUCUGUCAAAGCUGCUAGUGUAUUAAAAGGAUUCCUCAAUAAGGAUCCUGCAGAGCGGCUUGGAUGCCACCCACAGACAGGAUUUGCUGACAUUCAGGGUAAUCCUUUCUUCCGCAAUGUAGACUGGGACUUGAUGGAACAGAGGCAAGUUAUUCCACCCUUCAAACCGCAUAUUUCUGGUGAAUAUGGACUUGACAACUUUGACUCCCAGUUCACCAAUGAACCUGUCCAACUCACUCCAGAUGAUGAUGAUGCUGUAAAGAAGAUUGACCAAUCAGAAUUUGAAGGCUUUGAAUAUAUCAAUCCCCUUCUGAUGUCAGCUGAGGAAUGCGUCUGAUCAGCUAGAAUCUGUGCGUUGUGGCCAGUGUCUCCAACCUUGCAUGUGAACAAGCUGAAAAACAUGAAUGCCUUGCUUUAGUAGCAGAAGCCUUUUCUUUUUAACUCUGCAGCUAGUGGUUUGAGAAAGCUCAUCUCACUCAAUUCUGAUCCAGCAAUUAACCAUAUGAAUACCUGCAAAAAUCUGUUCCAACAAAAACUAGUCUUCAGGCUAAUUGCCCGAGUGUUCAACCACUGCAACUGGAGAGAGAUUACCUGUUCAUUCCUGAUAAUUCCUGCUGACACUACUAACUUGAUGAACAGGAUAUUUUUGUUGGGGAGUAAGUGUUAUCUUAAUUUAUCUAAGAACUGACUUGUUUUUUUCCCAUUGGGACAUUAGGUGGAAGCUAACUUUAAUCUCUUGGUGUUGUAGUAACCUCUCCAUGCAUGAUUUAAGGAUUAAUUUGUUCCCCUAAGACACAUCUGCCAGCCUGUAGUUAGUAGUAUUGCUCAGGGAGAUGACAGCUGAUAACUUUGAUUAAAAAUGCUUUUGCUGGGAAAAUAUUACCCAUAUCCACUGGAAAGGUAUGUCUAAGAUUAGACGAAAAACAUUUCAAGCAUUGCUUCCAAUUACUAAGACAAUGCCAGCAAUAUCAUUUACAGAAACUGGGUUAUGGAAAAACUGAUGGCAUUUAUCUCAUUUGACUAUCAGAUUUUUUAAAAAAUUCAGAACAUCUUGGUACCACACAAAUGAGAAUUAAGAAGAAAAGUGCACAAACGUACUGUGACUAUACUCUUGCCUGCACUGAUGUGGAGGGUGUCUUCUUUAUAUAUAAAUAUGUAUAAACAGCUAAAGUUUUGUUCUGACCACAUCGCAUUGAUUAAGGCUUUCAGACUUGUGCACUGGAGCUGAGCAUCCUGGAUUGUGCAUCAGAUAAGAAACUAUCAAAGCUGUCACUAUUAUACUUCAAUGCAUAAAAAACUAAAUUGUCUUUUCUGUCUCUCUUGCAAUUUGUCAUGGCUAUAGAUGAUGCCAGGAAAACAAAACAAAGCUUUCGUAGAAUUGCUCAAAUAAUUGGAAAUAAAAGAUGUCCCCGUAUUAUUUUUCCUUUGCCUUCUUCUGGAGAAAGAGCCCAUAUUUCCAAAAUAUGUAAUAUUCACUAGUGUUUACUAGAAUCUCUUUGGUUAUGUUCAUGACAUGAAUAAAGUUUCUUACAUUCUUGCCCCACAGCAUAUUCAGACUUCAGUAAUUUCAUGUUAGGAAGCAGAGCAAAGCUCGUAAUGAAAUCCUGAACAAGUCAGUUCAGUGAUAUUCAGCAACUUCACUUGAGGCACUUCCCAUUCCAGAGUUUUUCUGUUUUACAGUAGCACAGAAUGAUCACCAAUUGUCCCAAGUAAAGAAAAUCCCUGUCGUCAUGUUUGAUAAAUUGCAAUUAGAAUUUUAUAUCAGAGAUAAAAUUUCGAUGUAUUUUUUGUUCUGAUCUCUUGUACAACUAAUCACCCAUAUUUUACAUAUUUGUGUUAAUAUGGCUUUCUUUCCCCCUCACCCCAUGAUAUUAAUGUGCUGUAGUGUGUAUAGUUUUGAUUCAUUUUAGACAUGAUGCAUCGUAAUUCAGCUGAAUUUGGGCUGCACUUUCAUCUGGUUGUGAUGAGUUUCUUUUAUGUUCCUGCCUUGUUCACACUCAGUUGCACUUCAGAUUUCAAUAAUUGCAUUUAAUACUUGACAUGGUUACUCAGUUACCUACCUACCUUGAAAGAGAAUUUAUUCUACCAAGUGCUGCAUUAUCCUAAAUGCUGCGAAAAGGGAUGACCACAGACUGAUUUCACAUUCUUCUUCACAAUGGCUGCUAAAGUCAGUGUACAGUUUUUUCCUACUUACCAAGCACCUUGUUUAAAAUAGCUGAAGAAGUUAAAUAUGCAUUUGUUUCUAAUUAUUUUGAAUUCAGGAACUGUUUAUGAUGUUUCGGGGUUCAAUUCAACAAUUCCAUCCAUUGUUCUGUGCAAGUAAAAGCCAUUCUCAUUACUUAUGACCAAAAGUGGCUGCUAUUUGUUGUGCUCAGAGUUUACUUUGAUAAAUAGGUCAAAUUCAGGAGCAUUCCAGAAUUUUGGGGUAUUUGGGAUGCUUUAUUUUGUAAUGAAUAAAACUGGGUUUGCUGAUUGUUGGAGCAUUCUUCCACAGUAAUUAAUGUCAUUGCAAAGAGCACUACUUUUAAUACCUAUCAAUUUGAAAAGCAUGUGUUUGCUUAAGACAAAUUUUGAGAAAUACCAGUGUGUGUGUUUUUUUUAGGAUAAUGGCACUCUUCAAUAUGUUGCAUGUCUCCUGUAAACCUGUCAAGCAUUCUGAAAGGCUGUCAUGGAGACUGUGUACCCUUCUGGUUCCAUGCUCUUUAGUUUUUUUAAGCACUGGUAAUAACACUCUUUUCUGCUUAUUUAUGAGUGUUACAGUGCAGAUGCAGGCAGCCAUCAUAACUUGCACAAUUAUUGCAGUUUACUGUUGUCAAAUUGAAUGCUGGAUAGUAUGGAGCUGCUGGAGCCAGUUGAUAUUUUCCACACUGCUAGAUCAUCAUCCCCACCACCACCAAGCAAAAUAUAAAAGCCAACCAUCCAUCAUGUCCAGUGCCCCCCCCCCCCCCGCAACAAUACAAAAGCCAACCGUCCAUCAUUUCCUACUGAAGGCAGCAAAUCUUGCUGGGGAAUGAAAACUGGGCAUCUUAGCAAACUGAUAUUCUUCAUGUGAAAAAUGGUGACUGAUGGCAAGUUAUUAAAGUAUAAAUUGUGGGAAGCAGUGACCAGUCAUUGCCAUGAUGAAAACAUUAACACUUAUACACCAAGGUGAUGAAAACAGCUGCUUUAAUAUUUAUUUACUUUUGGUUAUUGGAAUGCAUAUCACUUUUUUUUAAAACGUCUGUAAACACGUGACAUAACUACAUAGGUAUUGGGAACAUGCCCAAACUUUCACAAAUUGCAGUCAAAGCACCAUGUUGUUACCCAAAUUUACAGGAGAGUUGAUAAGUUUCUGUAAUAUGAAGAUGUUAUUUUGUAUUUUUGUAGAAAAUGGUUUUUGAUUGUUUACAACUGCCAAGAGCAAGUUCAAGUUCAGUGGUUGAAAAUUUAUUGAGAUUGUGAAACUUUUACGUUCAGAAUAAUUAGUAAAACCAAAUAAGCUACAUCACAUUUUAUACAUGCACUAAGUAUUUAAUUGCUCCAUGUUAUGUUGAUUUUAAAUUGUCCUUGAUCUCUCCAUCCCUCAAAGAAUCUUUAUUGGGUUGAUUUCGACGUAAAAAAUUAAUUUAUGAACUACUUGAUUGGGCAUUUCCAUGAUUUAGGUUACUGGUCAUUCAUUUUCAAUGGGUAAUAUUCCCAUUUAAGGAAUCCAAGUAUUUCUGUGAAGGACCAGAAUCGAUCUACAUGAUCUAAUGCACCAUACUACAACCCAAACAUGACAUAGUGCCUAUGCUUUUAUUGUGUUUAGAAUAUUUGCAAAUUAUUUUUAAUAAAAUUAAAAUGCUGGAAAUAGUUGGCAGAUCUUACAGCAUUGGAGGGAGUUGUGUUUGCAGGUUGUUACUCAGCUGAUAUUACUCAACGCCAAUUUGUAUCAAUUGUAUCUUCUAUCUAACGUCAUUUCCAUUCAGGUUCCUGUAUCGUUCAAAGCAGUAGGAGAGGAAUAAAGUGACUCUUCUAAAUAUUUGUCACCUUUAGUAUUAACUCAUCCCAUUUAACAGACAUAAAGCGUACAGUCACAUUUAUGGUAUGAAGCCUAUUGCUGAUCGUAAUUGGUGAAAUUUGGAAUCAGGAAAUUGAGGAUUUAGCAGGUUAACACUAAGCUUUUCAUUCGUGUUUCUCGGUCAUGGUUUAAAAAUGCAUAAAAUUUGGUUUAUUUAAAUUGGAGCAUUGCAACACUGUCAAGUACACUGUUUCUGGGAUCUGUUACUUAUAACUUUUUCCUGUUAUUGCCCUGCUUAAUGCUCCAGAUGUAUUUUUCAAAUGCAAUUUAAUUUGUCUUCAUCCAGUGCUUUAUUUAUAUGGGGACAUGCAUGUUGAUUUCAGCAGGAGAUUCUGCUGUUUGUUUUGUAACUACUUAGUAAAAACUACUGAUUUGAAUUUCAUAUUGGUAGUGUGAAAGACUAUUUAGUUUUAUGCUGUACUCUGUAAUAAUGUAAUAUCCUGCAUGAAUUCCUUUCAAGUAAAUGUGGGAAAAUAUAGUUUAAUAGAUCCAAUAGCAAGGAUUUGUUCUGAUGAGACCAUAAUUACGUAUAUACGCUGGCACAGAGUUAGGUAAAAAUCUCUGUCAGUUUGUGAAUUGAUAGUGGUGUUUCAGUUUUUUUUAUUAAUCAUAGUGUCUUUCAUUAGGCAAUUUUGAUUUUUUACUAACGUGAUGUCUUAGAUUAAUUCUUAAUAAUCACAAUCAUUUGUUUUACUCUUUAAAAUUGGCAUGUGGCAUCUUGUGUUUUUAGGUCAUUUUGCACUGAAGGAAAUCACUGUUCUCUACUAUCUAUCUAAGACGAAAUUUCAGUCCUGUCUUGUUUUUGUAUUUCACGGUGAGGUUCAUUAUAAUGGAUUAGCUGCUCCUUAGGCUGGGAUGUUCACUUUGUGGUAGUAUACCAGGGAAACAAGUACAAAGAGUCCAAGAAUUAGUUUGUUUUCUUAGAGUAUGGUUUGCACAUUAUUUUGGUGAGGGAGGCAGGAGUAUCAUAUUGGUUUAAUUCAACUUAAUAUAUACAUUUCUUCAAUGAGUUCAAUAAUCCAUUAUAUUGAGGUUGUACAUAAUAAUUGAAUAAUAGAUAAUUGGUUCUGACUUCAGUCGCAUCCACUGUCUAUAAACUCCUGCUCCAGUCCUGCCAUUCCUAUUGUGGCAAUUUCCUGGAGGCACUAAAUUAUUAGCUGAUAUUUGUGCAUUAAAGACCCACUUUAUAGACUUUUAGAGGUUGCAAAUAUGCACAAAUAGGAACUUAUAUUGAUUUUCACUAUUUUCAGUGAAUUAUAGAAAUCUCUCCACAAUGAUUUGAAUGACCGCUCCCUUCCCCCACCCCCCCAGCAAAAUAUUCAUUAAAAUGUUAAUGUUAAGAGUUGUUUUCUCAGCCAUAAAUGUUCUCUAAAUUUAUGUGGGAGUUGAGCUAGCUUCUGCAGCAGCAACAUAUCCCUGAUGAGUUGGUAGACUAUUGUAUUUGCUUGUUCGCUACAUUCUCUGAAUAACUGCUGAAAAACACCUCCAGUAUGAUUUCCAUAAUCUCACUCCUUGAAAGUAAAAUAGUGAAUUCGGGCCGUAAGACUCUAAAAUCUCUGACUUCAGAAGCUGGCUCUUUCUUUUGGCGAGAAAAAGCCCCAGCCCACCAAAGCAGAGUCUUCUUUUCUGGAGUAUUGCAGGGGAGAGAGAAAAUGUGGAAUUUAUCCAGCUAAUUGUCUAAAGAAUGAUUCCACAUACUAAUGUUGACAGUUUAUCAAUCAAUUAUAAAUUGUGGCAAGUAUUCUCUGCCGUAGUUGGACUGCUCUAAUCCGAUAUAGAUUAGAUCCUUGAGCAUAGAGCUGGUGAAUGAGUUUGCUCUGUGCUUUGCAAAGGCAACACGAGUGAACACUGAUUUGUUCAGGAAUAUUGAGUUAUGGAUUAUAUUUUAGUCCUGGUAUGUUAGAAAAUUAGGACUGGGACUUGCAUUGGUGUUGAGUGAAAUUGAAGGUGGUGGGAGGGGAAUAUUAUGAUGCUGAAACAUUUGCUUAAUUACAAUUAUGUAAUUAUAUUAAAUUUAUCACAUCGACACUAUUUCUGCUGCUAGUUCAAUAGUACUCAUUUACACCCUGAGCCAUAAGUAAUCAUGGACACAUAUCUGAUUCAGUGAAAGUUAUAAAAGUCAGGAAUGCAAACAGGCGAUUCUGCAAAGUUCCAGCCAUUCAUUGUGAAACUUCUUGGGGUAUCCAUUUGUAUUUUGCAUUAUAGGUGGAUUUAUUUGAUAGAUGAGCAAAAGAAUUCAGGUUGGAACAGUUACUUUAUCUGUUCUAACUAUAUUGUUCUUUCAAUUACAAUCUCUUUGCCUACCUUUAUUUGGGAUUAACUAAUCAAUUUUUCUUUACUUAUAGAAAAUAUUUUUUAUACUUUUGAUACACCGAGUAACUGCUUUGUUACUGUAGUUUUAUGAAAGUAAAGGAGAUUUAAUGGAAGCAUUAGGAUUCAGAUCAUUACUGAUUUACUGUUUGUUCAUGUGCCAAAAUAUCAUCAAAAAAAGGUUUUUUAAAAAUUGAUAGGAUGGAUGAUUUGUGUUUGUGUUUUUAUAAAGGGAUGUGGGAAAUGAAAUUCAAAAGUAAAUAUGAAGGGAUUAUAAUUCAGUAAUUGCAUACAUUUCACACUCUAACAUCUUUUUAAUGAGGUAUUUUCAAUCUGGAAAAUAUUUAACUGGGAAUUUCAUGUUAAGCAUGCGCAGUCACAGAUUGAUUUGUUAAUUUUUAAAUCCCGCGCAUGCUUGGACAAAGAGUAAGUUAAUGUAGUUGGGAUUUGGAAUUUACCUCAAGCUUGCAUGGCAGCUUAGUCAUUUCUUUCAUCCUUCUGCCAUAGUAAAUAACACUUGGCAUUAUUGCACUGAAACUAAAGCCAUUAAUCUCUUAAUUAUGUCACAGAAAUGAAUACUAUCAAUUUUGUAUAGUGUUAUCAGGUGUGAUCAGGCAGUGGGUGGUAGCAGUUGUUUGAGGUGAGUGUGAUCUUUGUCUUCACUUAACUAUUAUAUAGUAAACUCUUAUGAGGGCACAAAAUUAGAAACUAAGAAUCCUAGCUAGUGUAACUCCCCCGCAACACACUUUCUAACCCUUCCUAUCCCAAUUUGCAGUAACCCUUCACCCCAAUUGCACCUUAAUUCCCAGGCUAAAGUGCACCUGUCUGCAGGAGCAGUUGUAGACAAUGCAGCCCUUUGAGCUUCCUCCUGUAAUUUCAUACAAUUAUGGCUGAGUUUAUCAGUUCUACUUCCAUGCUUACUCCCCAUAUGCCCUUAUUCCCAAACGACCAAAUACAUGUCUGUCUCAAGCGUUGAAUAUACUCAAUAAUUGAGCAUUUGCAACCCUAAACUUAAAAAAAUUCAAAGAACUGUGAAUGAUGGAAAUCAAAAAUAAGAACAGAAAUUGCUGGCAAAACUCAGCAGGCCUGACAACAUGUGUGGAGAGAAAGAGGAGUUAACAUUUCGGGUCCACUGACCCUUCUUCAGAAUUCUUUGAUGGAGAAUUUCAUAGAUUCAUAGCCCUUUCUAUCAAGAAAGUUUUCAGUUUUAAAUGAACCUAAGGCUGUAGUCCUAUCUUUGAAACUCCCCAGUCAGGGGAAGCAACCUCUUAGUUCCUACCCUGUCAAAUAAUUUCAGAAUCUUGUGUUUUUCAAUUAGGUCAUAUCUUGUUGUUCUAUACCUGAAUAUAAACCCUAUGUACAGAUGACCCCUCGUAUCCACGGGUGAUAUGUUCCAAGAUCUACCGCAGAUGCCCGACUGCAGAUAGGAGCAAACUCUACCAUUUAGUGGGAAACUUACCUCCCUGGCAACAUUUAUUUCUGGAAUGUUCCAUAUAAUAUUUCCAGACCACGCUAAACCACGGAUAACUGAAACUGCGGAUACAGGGUUCUACUGUACUCAGUUUGUCCUGUGGCCUGACAGAACCUGUGGUUAUGUCUAUCCCAUGAUUGCUAAUUUCGUCAAAUUGGUUUUGCCAAGGACAGGAAGAAGGAUUUCAUGUCAAAAGAAACCUAUUCAUUUAAUUGACAUUUAAAAUUAAAGCUGCUACCUAAUCUUAUCAUCCUGGUACAUGUGAUUUUUUGGGAAUGGGGUGGGGGGGGGAAAUACAACUUCAAACUUAACUGUAACAUUUGUCAUCCAUGAGUUACCAGAUCUGCCCCUUUAUGUCAUGCAAAUCAGAACUGGGCCAUAUGAUUUGGUAUGUCCGAUAGCUCUCAAAUCUGUACACUUAAACUUGAGAAUUUUCCAUUUCUUUAGUUGUUCGCUCAAUUUCCCACUUGAAGUGAAUCAUAAACUGACCAGUGCAAAAGUGAAUUAUCUCAGCCACCUUCUAUCACCCAAUGGGAAAUUCAUAAGGUUACAAAUAUACCCAUAUCCGAUAUUAUCUGACAUCUUAUGCUAGCUAUAAUUUGUAGCUUUGCAUGAAACAUUAUCUGUAUGCUGGUGUCAGCUUCUAAUUCACCAUUAAUAAGAAUGAUGUUGAAAAUUAAAUCAAAAAGACAACUGCACUUUCCACAUGUUUGUUUAAAUCUUUACUUUUAAGAUUAUUGCAUGUACCUGUGAUGUCAGUCACUUAAUUUGAUGUUCAAUCUAAUACAAAAGCAAUAGUGCUUUCUGAAAUAGUUUUGCAUUACUUCCAGCCUGCACUAACCUCUGAUUCCAAUAUAAGGGUCUCAGGGGAAUCAUCAAUAAAUAUGCAGAAACCUGUGAUUAAUUUUUACUUGGAUUAUAGUUCUUUACCUCCGUACUAAUGGCAGCUGUCAGAAAUGUGUAUUUUAAUUAUUGCUGUUAAUGGCUUUAGCACUAGUGUAUUGGAUUUUAAAAUUUUCUACCUUGUCAUUUAACUCAACUUGUGUUAAAACAUAAUUUGGACAAGAGAGGAGUUCUCCAUUUGAGAAUGAUAUUUGAAAUUUUGAUUUGAAUGUUUAUACUCCAGGCUUGUUUAAGUGAAUUUGUAUUGAAGUCUUCAGAGAUUGUACUAAUUUGUGACUUUACAAGAUAAUCCUGUAACGGAUUUAUAGCAACAAUGAGCAAUAAUUUGUUCCAGUUCAGGGUUACAUACCUGGAAUUGCCAAGAGGUAACUACAACUCUCUUUAAGCAUAAAUUAAGUUUUCGUAGUGUAACUGCACCAUGGGUUUUUCGAGUACAGGUUCCCUGUGUGAUUGGUUUGACCGGUUCAUGAACUUUCUCUUCAGCUGUUAAGUGAUUCCUUAAGUUUGUUUAUAAGAAAACUUUGGUGAAAGAAAUAUUGCCACCCUCAGCUCUUGUAAGUUUGCUGUUUUAUAUGUUCAGCAUGUGCAGAACUGCAGCCUAUUUGUGAUCUGAGAUUAGUAUGUGGGGAACUGUAAUGCUGUAAAUAUUUUCAAUUAGGCCAUAUUUUUUCUUCUGUGUUGUGCUCCUGUGGACCUUUAAUGUCCGUUAUUUUGAUUUUACUUGCAUCGCUUUAUAUGUUUCUUUAUGUUAGAGUGUACAGAUGGAGCAGGUGCAGCAGAGGUGAAAUUAGAUCUUGUAAUAAUGUUGCCCUUUUUAACACAUUUUUAAAGACUUUGGAACAUGAUUUUUGGGUAAACGUCACAACAUGUUUGUUCUUUGUACUUUAUGUAUUCACUGAUUUAAAAAUCUUCUCAAAACUUCUGCAUUGGUGCAAAUCAUGUUUUAAAUUGAUGCAGUGUGCUGCAUAUGUUAACACUAAAUGCCAAAUACUGUCAUAUACAUUCCUGAAUGUGGCAGAAUAUUGUAUGGGUUUUUUUAAAAUAAAGAUUGUGCAAAAUAAA